Messenger RNA from Rotaria socialis, 1344 nucleotides. The record is from the annotation of a GenBank genome assembly. NCBI's taxonomy places the organism in Eukaryota, Metazoa, Rotifera, Eurotatoria, Philodinida, Philodinidae.
AUGACUGACCCCCGAUGCAUUGGAAUAAUUGGUUGUGGCGACAUGGGUUUUGCUCUUGCUCAUCGUUUAACUCAUUCGGGUUUUACUGUUCUAAUGGGAAGUCGAGAUCCGAAAAAUCGACGUCAUCUAAACUAUGAAAUAACUUCAAUUACUGAUUGUAUCCAUCGUUCUUUUAUCAUAUUUAUUGCGACACACGCUGAACAUUAUACAAAUGUACUGAUUUCACCCUUAGAACAUAAUCCGACAUUAUUCGAUCGGAAAAUUGUAAUUGACAUAUCGAACCAACAAGAUCAAAAAACACGUCAAGAUGACUUUUCAAACGCUGAACGUCUUCAAAUUGCUAUACCAAGUGCAUAUAUUGUUAAAGCCUUUAAUACAAUAUCAUCAUUUGUUAUGCAAAAUACAACAGCCGGUGAACCACGAAGUGUUCCUGUUGCUAGUGAUCAUUCAUUGGCACGAGAUAAAGUAAUGAUGCUUGCUCGAGAAAUGAAUUUCGAAUCAUAUAAUAGUGGUUCACUUCGAGCGGCUCGUCAUUUGGAAACGUAUACGCGCACCUUGUUUCCUGGUUGGAUUGUACCCAUUAUUAUAGCUAUAAUUGUUCUAUUCGGCUGGUUAAUUUAUACGCUUCUUACGAAAUUUAUAUAUGUGAAAACGACAUCAUGGGAUCAAUUAUUUUUACACAUGACUAAUAAAGUUUUAUGUGCUAGUGCUAUUACAAUGUUAUCUCUUGUUUAUAUGCCAUCAAAUUUAGCCUGUAUAUUUCAAUUAGCAUAUGGAAAUAAAGAAAAACGAUUUCCGACAUGGCUGGACAAAUGGUUACUCAGCCGAAAACAACUUGGUUUACUUACAUUUGCAAUUUCUUUAUUUCAUGUUCUUAGUACUUUAGUUCUUAUGUCACCUGGCUACUAUAAAUCAUGGUUUCAUCCGGCUAAAAUAAUUAUAUCAGCUAAUCGAAAUCAAACCGAAGUUAUUGUUCCACAUAGUGUUAUGACUAUAAAAGGCGAAUUGGCAUCAUUAAUGGGUAUUUUAACUUUACUUCUAAUGUCUUUAUUAGCAAUAACAAGUAUUCCAGCAAUUGCUAAUUUAUUAAAUUGGCGAGAAUGGAGAUUUAUUCAAUCGAAACUAGGUACAUUUACAUUAUUGUUAGCUAUUGGACAUGCAUUCGCUAUGGCAAUACCACGCUGGAUCGCAAUUGGAUUUGUCCAGUCACUUAGAACAACUGGAUUUCAUUGUGUAGUAUUUCCUGUUAUUACAAUUCUGCUGAAGUUUGUAUUAUGUUUACCAUGUUUUGCUCGGCCAAUACGCCAGAUUCGUCACAGUGAAAAACCAAAGCACGUAGUUUGA